UCGAUGCAGAAAAUCAGAAAAUUAGUUUAAUCAACGAAGUCCAUUGAUUUUUUAAUGAUUCCAUAUGAUAAUUAUUCAUUAUUGUAAUUGAUUCAAGUCGAUUAACUGUAAUGCCAUCGUUCAAUAAGUCUAUAAACAUAAAAUAAACAUAGGGAUGCCCCGAGUUUGUUGACUGUUUUGACGGUCUCGUUUUGGUUUAUUUUGGGAAGUUCGUCAUGGCGAGGUUACGUUUUCCUGGCCGUCCUGGACAUCGUUUUGACAGAAUUAGCGUCAGAUUCUUUGCCGAUGACGUCAAGAAUUUGCAAGACCCUUCCUUAGCAUUUUUACCGCAAUUCCAGCGUGGGUUGAAGUCAUUCAGAGACAUUGUUGGCUUGUCUGACGAGGAAGAGGACUUUGAAGGUUUCUCAAAAGCAGAGCUUGCUGCUAGUCAGAAGAAAUAUGACGAAUACACAGUCAGAGCGAAGAAAAGACAAACUGAGGAAGGGGUCAUUUUUGGCCAGCAAUCAGUUAAGCUUGGUUCUAAGAUUAAAUUUAAGGGGAAAGGUCAAUAUGGAAAAAUUUAUAAAUGUCUCCCAAAAGAAGACAUUGAUGGUUCCAGUAGUAAAACGUUUGACCAGCCAGGAUUUUGUGAAGGAACUUCCAUUAAAAAUGUUGCAAAACCAAAGACAUUUAAGCUUGAUUACAAGCAUGGAAUACAGCAUGUUAAGCCAACUGUCAAAACUAAAAAGACUGAAAAGGAUAUGGCUAAGUUCUUGCUUGAAAAAGCAAAACAAGCUAAUAAGUUGGUAGAGCAGAAAAGGAUUAAAAGGCUAUCUCCGAAUAAGAAAACUGUUCAGAGAAAGGCAUUUGUGCUUCCAACGAAAAGUUCUAGAUCUUCGCGUGUGAUAAAACCAAACAAAAGACUGUUAGAUGAUGAGUCUGUGGAUUAUUCAAUUGUUCAGAAAAAAUCAAAGCCAGCGGCAGAUUCUCCAAAAUCCCCUCCAGUUAUACCUAAAGGAAAGUUUAGUUUAGGCAGUGCAAAGAUUUCUAGACCGUUAUUAGCUAGUCCAAAGGAACAUGUUUUGUUUACAGAAGGGCCUGGCAUUGGACUUUUAGACCAACCGUUGAUAGUUGAUGGUAAAAGAGAUCGAAAACCGAGCCUUAAGCUUCAGUUGUCUGAUGAAGAAUCAUUUGGAUUCCCACCAAAUAUUUCACCUCUCAGAAGCCCCUUGGCCGCACCUAAGCUCGGAACAGGGUUAUUUCAACAAUCACAAUUUCAGAAAGGAGAGAAACAGAAAUUGUUAAAUCUUGGCUCGUCAAGAAAGCAGGGUUCUUCAAUAGUUCAAAAAGCAAAAUUGCAGUUAAAUAGGGCAGCGUUAAACAAGUCAAAGGCUGCAUUAGCGAGGUCCCUUAAAGCUGAAAUAAAACGGCAAGCAAAAAAAGAAAUAUCUCAAAAACAAGCAGAUACACCUGUCGUUAAAGAUGUGGAACAAUCUGAGAGUAAAAGAUUGUUGAAAACGAAGCUGCUGCAAAAGUUUGGGCGCCAUUGUGUCAUUUGUUCGAUCACAAAAUCGAAGGACGAACUUCGCAUGUACAUGAACAAGGUCAUUAUGUGCAAUAACUGCUUGAGAAGUUACAAGGCAUCGUACGAAGCAGCUGAGAAAGGGACGUUUGUCAAAUCUUGUUGUCCAGCUAAAGGGAAGUGUAUCGGUCAUGGAAUGUGUCGUGACUGCAGACUGACAAAAUGCAUUGCGAUGGGACUCCCAGCCGUGGGUUUGAUGUUAGUGCAUUACGGAAAAUCCAAGAUUCUUAACAAAUCAGCAGACAGUUUGACCCUCUCCUCCCCAGAGGCGUCUGUGAGAUCGCGGCAGACUUUCAUCUCUCCGUCCACAUCAAUAAUUGAUGAUUCACCUGUACAACCAGCUGCAAGGAUAGAUAAGAGCGCUACCGAGCUGGAGUUAUCCCCCUUGAAGGUUGGUGAGGGCUCAGAUAAGAAGCAGCGGAAACGUAGAGCCUUCAAGGAGCUGUUACGAACCAAACAAGAGAGGUCUGCAGAUUCCGACAGCACUUCACAAGAUCUCUCCCAAUGCUCUGAGCCAGUAACACCUCUAGCAGUAGGCAGCGUGGAGAUUUCACCAAAGGGCUCGGGAUCCGGACCACGUAUCAAGCAUGUAUGCCGAAAUGCUGCUGUGGCGCUGGGAAGACCAUUAGCUACGUUUCCCGAGAAGUCUGAGCUGCGUCUAAGUGCCUUACCCACCAAAGACAAAGUGCAGCUAUGGAAGAAAGAUGAGGAAUGCAAGUCAACGGAUCUCAGUUCUGAUGAUGAGCGUCCAAUGGCAGAUAUCAUCCAGCAGUCUUCCGACAGUGGUGUAACGAUCAUAAGGAAAACAUCCCCUGCCAAGCCCCUCAAGAAACUGACUGGGGCGGGCGGCCUACAUCUGUACAAGAGAAAAAUCAGGUGCAAGAAAUGCCGUGGUUGUCUUGCACUCGAUUGCGGAAAAUGUCGGUUCUGCAAAGAUAAACCUAAAUUUGGAGGCGCCGGAAUUAUAAAGCAGUGUUGUGUGAACCGAAAAUGUGAAGCUCCAUUGGUUAAGAGAUCGGCAACGGAGGCUUUCAUCAACCCAAAACCAAAGAUGGGUUUACGAGAAAAACUUCCACAACCGGGAGCCAAGAUCGUCCAAAUGAGGCCAAACCAGCUCCUGCCUGAUUCUGAGCCAUCCAAAAGUGACCUUGACCUUGAUUCUGCAGAAGGGUCAGAUGACCUUGAUGAUGACCUUGACCCAGUUAUUCCAGGUUCAGAAAGGUCAGAGGCUGUUCAUGGUCUGGGAUUCCAGGCGGGGACUUUGUUAGAUCAAGCUCCAGCGCCUAUGACUAGUGAUAAUAACAACAGUAGUGAUUUUAAGGCACCACAAAAACAGACUCAAUUGAGUAAGGCAGUUGUAUUGAGAAAUCCACAGUCCCAAAGUCUGGGCGUCACUAGAGUAGGAAUUCGGGAAAUAGGUCAAAGUUCGGAGGUCAGGAGAUUGACCUUUGAGGAUGAGUCAGCAGAUUUUAGACUUGAAAGGCUGCCAUCUAGACGACCUGGCAAACUGCCAACAAAACUUGCUAAGAAGCUGGAGUUGAAUCAGAAAUACACCAAAAGAGAAGGAGGGAAUGAUGGUCAGUGCUAUCCAGUCAGCUUGCAGUCUAUAAAUCCAGCCUCAAGACAAUGGGGCAGUCUACUAUCUCAACCUAGCUAUUACCCUAUUAAAGUGGAUUUUAAGAGAAGUUGUGAUAUGAACAGUGCAUGGCGCUAUGGUAUAGCCCUGACAAUGUCAUCUGCCAUGAGUGUACGGACAUUGUGUUUUCUGUGUGGAAGUGCAGGCAAGCAUGAGCUGAUAUAUUGCAACAUAUGCUGUGAGCCGUUCCAUGAAUUUUGCCUGGAAGACUGGGAACAGCCGGAACCUGGUCAUUAUGACGACUGGAUAUGCCCCGCCUGUCAGUUCUGUCAUGUGUGUGGACGCCAAAAUAAUUUGUUGCAAUGUGAUAAAUGCCAGAACACCUACCACCCCGGAUGUCUUGGGCCCAACUACCCCACCAAACCCUCAAAACGGAAAAAUAUCUGGAUUUGCACCAAAUGCGUGAAAUGCAAGAGUUGCGGAGCAACGACACCUGGGUCAGCGGCAGGUGCCACGUGGACGUACGAUUUCUCACUGUGUAACGAGUGCGGAAAGCUCAUGGACAAGGGAAACUUCUGUCCCAUCUGCAAGAAGUGCUACUCUGACGAUGACUGGGAAUCAAAGAUGAUACAGUGUAAUAUGUGCGAGAGCUGGGUGCAUUCCAAGUGCGAGGGGCUAACUGAUGAGAUGUACGAAAUCCUAUCCUACCUUCCUGAAGAUCUCUCGUUCUACUGUCGGAAGUGUUUUCCUGUGGGAUGUCCCGAGUGGGAAAGUACGCUAAAGCGGGAACUUUCCCGGGGGCUGGAGAAUAUACUACAGACUCUCAUACUUGCCAAGUCUGCCCAGUUUCUGCUUAAACAUGAGAAGAAGAAAUCACCACCAAAAGAAAUCCUUGCAGAAGUCGAACCACAAGAUUCUUCUGUAAAUCUUGUGAGACGAAAUCUUACUGACAUUGGAAGUGACAUCAUUGUUGAAAAGUGCAAUAAAGACAUUGAAUCAAAGGAUGACUCUGGAAAUGGCAAACACAAAUCUAAAGAUGAUAUAGAAACUGACAAAUUUGAUUCCAAAGAUAACUGUGAAAAUGGCAAGCUUUUGACUGAGGGUGGGGGUAGCUUUGUUGAUGUUGAGAAAGCUGAUGUUGUUAAUCAAUGUGAUAAGAAUGAAACUGUGGAUAAGGUAGAAUCUGAAAUUGAUAAAGUUUGUCAUGGGGCUCAUGAUUGUGAGAAGGAAAGUAAUGUAAGAACUAAUGAUGAGAGGAAUUUGGAUAUUGCUGCAAGUGAAAGUGUUGCUCAAACUACUGAGAACACUAAAACUAAAGUUAACAAGAAUUCUGAAUCCGGUGAAAAUUGUGUGCAAGUCUGUGAUAAAAGUGCUGGUGAAAUUGCUGAAGGUAAAAGUGAAGAUAAGAGAACUGAUCAGGAAGAAAUUAUCUGUGAUGUUGAAGAGAAGAUGGACACUGAAGAUGUGGGAGGUGAGUGUUUGAGUGAUAAAAUAGGCAGCUAUGCAAAUGACGAGAGUGAAUCUCAGGGUGUUAAUGAUAAAUCUGCAGAUCUCAAUGUUGAUGUUAAUGAGACUGAGUGUAUGCAAGUAGACUGUGAUAAGGAUGAACUGAAAGUCGAAACUGAAGCUAGUGACAAUCCAGGUGAAAAGAUUGGAGCUGACUGUGAUAUGAAAGAGGAUUUAAACGAAGAUAAAGAAAACAGUACAGGAACUGUUCAAUCAACUGAAAGUAAUGUAGACAAAGCUGUGAUUGAUGGUGUUACUGAACUUAGUGAUACAAAAACUGUUGAAUGUAAACAAGGUGAUGCAAAAGAAGCAGGAGAUACAACUGCUACUGUUGAUGGUACUGUUGAUGGUAAUGUUGUUUCAGCUAAGCCUCGUGUACAGUUUAAUGUUGGUGAAUAUUUAGAAAAGAAGAAAGAUAUUGUGAAAGAAGAAGAGGAAGAUAUGGAUCCCAAGGAUUUGAUGGAGGUUGUACAGAAAAUGAAGGCAGGGGAUUACAAGAGUGUGGGGGUGUUUUGUGAGGACAUUCUGCGGGUGAUUCAGACAUACCUGGAUGAGGAGGAUGAAAAUAGAGCCUACAAGCGGAAGGCCACACAGACAGCUAGAUCCGUAUUUGUUAAGCAAAUUGAAAGGAUCUUCCCCUGGUUCAAUGUGAAGACCUGUCGACACUGGUACAGCAGCAAAAGUCUUCCAAAGGGCAUGCUACCUGACGCAACCCUGCCGCCCAAUGACGACCACACCUACGCACAGUGGCUGGAGAGAAUUGAGCCCCCUCGGUCCCCCCAACACUCACCUUACAAGAAAAAGGCCGCUACCCCUGUGAAGAGAUACAUACCAGAUGAUGAAGAUCUUGAGCUGGGUCAGCUAUUCGAGGGCGAGGACGAGAGACCGUGUAUCUUUUGUCAGACAUUCGGUGACCAGGACGGAAAUGAGGCUGGUCGGUUGUUGUAUUGCGGCCAGGAUGAUUGGUGUCACGUCAACUGUGCUUUGUGGUCUGCGGAGGUUUAUGAAGAUGCUGAUGGAGCUUUAUUAAACCUUCCGGAGGCCUUUAGCAGGGGAAAACAACUGCGUUGUGAUGUAUGCAACAAAAAUGGCGCCACUGUGGGGUGUAACACUCGUGGCUGCAAGUCCAACUACCACUUCAUGUGUGCGAGACGCUGGGAGUGUCGAUUGCAGGAAGAUAAGAAGGUCUUCUGUAAGGCACAUCGCUUCAACAUAGAUGGAGAGUUGCUGCCAAGUGACAAAUUCAACGUCAUACGGCGAGUAUACGUGAACGUUGCAAGUAUCCGGACUACCAAGAAGAAAUGGUCCAAAGGUCUUCAUGUGGCCGACAUCAAUGUCUUAUUUGGAUCAUGUUGUGUGGAGAGUUUGGGACGCCUUACAGAUCUAUCCGACAAGCCAAAAUAUCUCCAGCCUGUGGACUUCUUAUCUACCAGAUUGUACUGGAGCACAAAGGACGCUCGAAGGCGAUGUAUGUACACCUGUAGAAUCAUUGAGGUUCGACCGGACAUGCUCAAAUUCCCCGCAAUCUCAUUACCAGACAUGAGAAUAGUCCAUGAUCCAAAGCAUCCCGAAUUUGUCCCGUUGGAAAAGCUAGAUCUCUCUAGUUAUGGUAUCAAUCUUCAUACAGGACAUAAGAGUCUUCAACGAGCAUCUGUGAUCGAGAUAGACGAUUUUGAAGAUCCUGUCGUUGAUCUGACAGGGGUCACUGAUAAAGAAAGAAAUUAUUCGGGUUCAAGUCGUACUUUGUCAGCAGAUGAAACUGGUGACAUGACAUAUGGACCAAGUAUGGAUUACAACUCCUCAAGAUUAACAGCUAAUGACAGCCAGCUCUCAUUGGGUACAGGCACUUUUGGUGGAUCUCUUAUACAACGCAGGGCAAGUAUGAGUUCUGUGCAACCUACUGGUGGGCCCACUGCCGAAUCUCAAAAACUGAAUGCUUCCUGGCCAAGAAGUAACACAAGUAAAGCAACAAUGCCAUCAAACAAACUUGAUAGUCCGCAUUUGAGUUUCCUAUCUCCAAAAACUCUAAAGUUACUGAACUUAGAUCCAAGUAAAUAUGUUCGGCCAAGAACUAAUUCUGAGAGUAAUUUGGCCAAGCCUCCUGUGAAAGUCGAUGUACCAGUUAACAAUAACAUGGGUCUUCUGCAGAUUGCCAACAGAUUAAAUGAUGCAGCAGCUAAAUGUAGCAAGAAAAGUGGAGAAGAUCGAUCUUCAAGAUCACCUUCAGUUGAAAGAUGCUCCUCUCAAAUGGCGAGUGGGCCUUUUUCACCCAUUGAGCCAGUGAGAAGUGAAAGGUCCAAAUCUGUCGAACGAGGUAGCAUAGUUCAAACAAAUGUUGGAUCUUAUCCAAAUUCGAGUGGUGGUGGAUUUUCUAUGCUAAAAUGGAAAAACUUGCCAAGUCGACCGUUUUCACCCCCAGUUAGAAUGGUAGCCAGGUCUAGAUCUCUUUCUGUUGAAAAAGAGAAACUUUUGUUAAAAACCUCUGCUGACAAUAACAUAGAAUUAGUGAAAAAUAUUGAUGGCGACCAACAGAGUAAAACCGUAGAGUCAACUGAACCUUUUUUGCCACCAAACUUAAAUUCAAAUUCGCCAUUAGCUGUAAGAAGAGGAAGAUCUGUUUCAGAUCCAAUUUCAUCAACACCAAAACCUGUGGGAUUCUCAUCUCCAGUUGUUGAAAAAAGUCAGAGGGACGAAGAAGUGAAGAAAGUUUUGAUAUCUGACACAAGUGAGGCUGAAGAAAGUAUGGAUCUAACAGAUGAUAUAAACACUGGAAAUGAAUGUGGAACUGCAGUUGCUACUGAAUCUGAUGUAGGUGUGCUUGAUACUGAUACAGCUGACGCAACUGUUUCAACAGUCAAUAAAGACAAUGAUUCAUUGAACUCAAUUGAGACAGCAACUGAAAGUUUGUCAAGACCUGUAACUGAAAAUUCACUUUCAGAAGCAUAUGAUGGUGAGAGCGAAGGUUUCGGUCCAAAUGUUACUGAAAGUGAUUUGUCAGAAAAUAUUACUUCCCAAAAUGACACUGUUGAGGGUGAAAUGACUGAGGAAGAAAAUGAAAAUUCUGUGACAGACACAACAGCAGAUUGUUCUGAAACAAUUGUAGUUAUGACUGAUAGUGGGGAGAUGUUAAGUGAAGAAGAGGCUAUACGAAUUGUACAAGAGGUUAUGGCAAGUGGAACUGAUGUUGCAGAAGAUAAUGGUGGUGGUGUUUUAUCUAAUGUUGAAAACAAUGAGUAUGAUGUUGAUAACAAUGAUGACUUGAUUAACACAAAGAAUGACAAUAAUGAAGAACAAAAUAUUUCUGAUGAUAAAAAUCAAAACUGUGAACAGAGUGAAGGUACAGAGAGUGGAUUCAUUCAAAAUCCAAACAUACAAAACAUAACAAAUGAUUCUUGUGAACUGACACGGAAAACUUCAAGCCCAUUUAUUCCUCAGAUCGUUGAAUCAGGCAGUACACCUGAUCUUGAAAGUAACUUUAGUCAUGGUGCUAGGGGUAUAUCAAUAAAGAAGAGGUUUUUAUCUGCAAAUGAAAAGACUGAACUUACAGAAAACUUAACUGAAAUUGAGGCUAAAUUGGGAAUAGGCAGUAAUAAUGAUGAAAAUCUUCAAAAAGAAAAAGAUGAAAUAAAUGUUGAAGUUGAUGAGAAAUUGAAAGGUGAUGAAGAUGAAUCAAAUGAGCAUGACAGUGAAAAGGUUGUCUUUGAGAUAGGUGAAGAUGAUGAAGAACAGGUCGAAGAAAUAGAUGACAAUAAAGACAAACAAAUUAGUUGUCAGUUGGAAGAAGACAUAAAAGAUGAUAAUAAUAUGGAAGUCAUUGCCAUUGAUGUGGAUAGGAGCAAUAAUGAUAGCCCUGAAAUGGAAGUAUUAGCUGUGGAUCCAGAAUCUGAUAGCGAAAGUGAUGUCAUGGAUAUUACAGAAUCUGUUUUAAAAGCUACAGGAAAUGGGAAUGAGAUUGUUGAAUUAGAUUGUGAAGAGGAAAAAGAAAUAAUAAAAUUAGAUCAGGAUGGAAUAGAAGGCAAAUUAGACAUCAGUAACAAAGUUGAUGAAUCAAUUGAGAAAAUAACUAAUGACAACUUAAACAAAGAUGAAGUUGACGGUGAUAGAACAACAAAUGGAAUAGAAUUGAUAAAUGAAAGAAGUAGAAGUCCAGCGAUAGAAAGGGAUGUAAUAUUAAAGUCAGAAAUGGAUUGCAUCCCGAGGUCUGGACUAACAUCUGUUAUAACUUACAGCUUAAAAGAAAAAUUAGAUAAAGAAGGCAAAGAUAUAGGUUCCAGGGGUAUUGGAAGAUCGCCUGUGACGAUGAUACCUUAUCCUGUGAGAAAGGGGCUUACAAGUCCUUUAAGGUACAGAAUUGGGGGCGAAGAAAAUUCUGAAGGAGAUUGUAUAAUGGAGUCAUCAGUUAUGAUUAGUUUGGAGGAAGAACAGCGAGCAAUGAUGGAAUUGCCCGUUCUAGAUCCCAUUUCUAAGAGGAUCAAGGAAGAAAGCAUUGCUAAGAGUUGCCCAGGAGAAAAGGGUCCAUUUAAAUGUGAAAAGUGUAAAAGAGAGUAUAGGACUGAAAUAAGUUAUCAGGUACAUACUGAUAACUGUAACUUCUGCAUUAGUUCUAGUGAUGAUGAUAAUGAAGAUUCCAUGGAUGAUAAAAAUGAAACAAGAGAAAGGAGAAUAACACGGUCAUCGAAAAGAACAGAUAGUAUAGAAAUGGAAAGUUCAGAAGGAGAUAAAGAACAAUUAGUUGCACAUGAAACUGGUGAAUGUGCUAGAACAACUUUAAGGAAGAACACAUUGAAUCAAAGAUUGGCUAAAGAAGCGGAUAAGGCAAGAGGAAAGAAUGAUGACGUCCGUAGUCCAACUAGAAGUGGAAGACAGUCUUUGAAUAGAGUUUGUGAAGAUGAUAAUCAUAAGAAUGAUACUGUUGAUGGGGAUGUUAAGAAUUCUGAGGAUAAGGGUGGGCGAUCAUCACAAAGGGGUAGACGAAACUCAAAACCAGACAUUGGAAAUUCUGGUAAGAGUUCUGGUCUUAUUGAAAAGGGGACUAACUCGAGGAUGAACUCGCCGGAAAGUAAUUCAAGAAUGACUUCCCCUAGUUUGUCUGAAACUGGUUCGGAUGCUGGAAAGAGAGGAAGGGGGCGACCAAGGAAAAGUAAUGUUAGUGAAGAUAAUGUAAAAGAUAAAACUGAUGAGGCAGAUGAGGAAACUGGUUCUGAUGGUAAAAAGAAGGGAAGAGGAAGGCCUAAGAAAAUUACUGCUAAUGAGGAAACUUCCGUACAGAAGACUAAUAGUGAUUCAGAUGAUGAUGAAUCAAAAGUUACAUCUAGGAGCACUAGAAGUAAAUCUAGGAAAAGCGACAUUGGUGAUUCUGGAGAGGAUGUUGAAUUAAGAGGUGGAAAAAGAAUUCAAAGAAAACUUGCCAGAAGCAAUUCCCAAGAUUCCCAGCCAGAUUUUGAUGCUGAACUUAGAAUGAAAUUAGAAAGAGAAAGAUUACUUCUAGCUGAGAUGGUGAACAGAAAAAGACAUUUGUCAAGUCAGAGUGUAACAGAAUCAACAUUCCUGGAUGAAGACACACCUCAAGUUAAAAAGAGGCAUGUACAAGAGUUGAAUGCUGAAAAUAAUGCAGAUCAUGGUCUUAUAUCAACACCAAAGCCAGCAGAGAAAGCAAGAAAGAAAAGAAGAAGGGGUAGACCUAAGAAAGAUACAAGUCAACAAGACAAGCAAGCAAAUAUGGAGGUUAUAAAUCUGGACAGUUCAAGUGAUGAGGAAGAUGAGUAUUUGGAUCCAGUAAGUGGUUUGAUAGUUGAUAAGAAAACUGGGCAAGCAAGAAGCCCAACAGUUCACAGAGAGGAAAAUACUGAUGUAACUGAGCCAGUUGAAAAUAUUGAUGUUGAUAAUAAAGAUAUGGUUGAUGGUUGUAAGGAUUCAGCUAUGGUUGAAGGUUCUUCAGAACCACAGGAGACAAGAGAAAAGAGUGUUGAGAAGAAAUUGGAAACAGAAGAUGCAGCUAAUGGUAAGAAACCUGAAUUUGAACAAGAGAAAUCAAACACUUCUAAAGUUAGAAUAAAUUCAGAUGAUAAUGUAGACACAAACAAAUCAAACCAUUCUGAAAGUAAACAAGUAGCUGAUUUUGAUACUUGCAUUAGAAAGGCUGACACUGAGAAUGAAAAGAAGGUUGAAGCUAAUACAGUUAAGGGAAGUAUGGAAACAAGAGAAGAAGUUGAAACAUGUAAAUCUAGCAAUGAUAUCUGUGACAACAAGAUGGAAACAAAUGAUAGCCGAGACUCAGAAAAGCAGCUUUGUGCAAAGAUCUCAAUUGAUAAAAAUGAUGAUUUAACCACCAUUAAAGAUGUUAAAAACCAAUCAACUGAAAAAGCUGAUAAACCUGUCGCGAAAGAUAAUAAAAACCCAUCCACUUACAAAGAUAGUAAGGUUACCACUAAAGAUAAUAAAAAUCAAUCCUUUCAAGAUUUCAAAGAAGAUGAAAAGAAAAAAAUGCCAGGUCUUCCGCAAGCUGUUCUGAAAUUGCUUAAAGAAGGCCAUAAAGUUGUGAUAAAAAAUCCAAAAACUGGGAAAAACUUCAUGUGGCAGAAAACCGAAACUGGUUACAUUGGAAAACCAUUUGACAAAGAAUUGCCUGAGAUAAAGAAAAAAAAUGCAAGUGAUGAUAAUAGCGGUACAAACACUGGUACUUUAGUCGAAACCAAGAAGGCAGUCAGUGUUGGUAAAUCUUAUAAAACAAAAAUGGUUAGUGAAGAAACCCAAAGAACUAAGCUAAAGCUGCAGGCAGCUAUUAAUGAAAAGACUCUUACCGCUUCUAAAUUACUUUUUGGAAAGAAAAAUGAGCCUCAAAAUGUAAAAGCAACAACACUUGGUGGCCAAAUGAAUGAGACACAAAUACAGAAGCCAGAAUUUGUAGCUAAAAAGAUUCAAGAUGCAUUGUUCAGUCGGAACUCAAUGAAUGUGGAGACUUCUAGGUUGGAUAAAAAUGUGUUUAUCCGUACAGCAUUGACAUCAGAUCAAAUGGUUAAACCAGAUCAGAAGAUGAUCAUCCAGAGAAGGACUAAGUUGGUGGCUAACAAUAUUGAACAUUUUGUUGAAAAACUAUCACAAACAUCAUAUAGUACUGCUCAAUCUACUGGUCAAACUUCAGCAAGAUCUUCAGAAAUUCUAUAUGCAACUCCAAUAUCAAAUAGUGGGGAACAGCAGUUUUCUGCAGAAUAUGUUGGUGGACUUCUAAUAUCUACACCUAAAAGUAAAUACAAUAUUGAAACAAUCAAACACAGGAUUGAAAGUACAGCACCACUGGCGUCGCACGCCUUACAGAAUACAAUACAGCAAAUCAGCAGUGCAAAUGUUCUUCCAAACAUAUUACAAGGUUGUAAUCAAAGUGUUGUUUCUAUUGCUCCCAGUAAUAUGAAUUCAACUUCAAUGUUUUCAUCUUCGCUGACUGGUUCAUUAAAUUUUACUCCGACUGGUUUUGGAAAUCUUCAGUCUGGAUUUAGUAAUAUUCAGACAGGUCUACCAAAUUUUCAAACCACAUUGCCUGCAAUAGAGACUGGUUAUAUCAACAUUCAGGCACCAAUGCCAGCCUUUCAGACUGGUUUAAACUUCCAAGGGGUUCAGUCUGGUUUUACAGGUCUUCAAACUCAGACUGGUUUAUUUCAAGGAAACAUGCAGUCUGAAAUGAUUCAAGGGAAUGUGCAACCCAGUCUAGUUCAGGGAAAUAUACAGACUGGUUUUAUUCAAGGAAAUUUGCCAACAUUAGUUCAAAGCCAAACUGGUUACCAAGGUAUGCAGCAGACUGGUUUUAAUGCAAGUGGAGUGUCUUCAGUACAAAUUGUAAACCAGUCAAAUGUUCCAAUUCAUGUGAAUACUACACCACAAGGAACGUUUCAAUCCAUUUCUCAAGUGCCUUUAGCUGUCAACAUGGGAAUGAUGAAUGUCCCUAUGGCUUCAUACCCUGCCAGCUCAGGGUCUUCAUAUCAAACUGGACUUGUAUCACAGAUUAGUCCAAAUUACUGCAGCAUUCAGCCAAAUCUCUCUCUAAAUGAUGUUCAUUCUUACACAGUGAAGGGCCCAGCAUAUUCCUGUGCUCUAACAUCAAGUUCACUUGCAUCAAAUUCCUGCAGUCAGCAGAUUGUGAAUUCAGAGAGUAGCAGAAAUUACAAUGUACCAGCACCAUUAACUAUUUUGCAGAAAAUUUCACAGAAAAUUUCGCCAAAAUCUUCACUUCAGACAACUCAGACGUCACAGAAUUCUGUUCCGGUAUUCAACCAGAAUCAAAACCAGUCCAUAUGUACUGCUAGUUCAUCAUCGCAGAAAAGUCCACAAUUGGUUAAACUUACCCACGGGGGAGGUUCAGUCAAAUUUCAUGACAAGUUCAACUCCUUCUUGAAGAAAAGAACUUCCUUAGUAUCGAGAAAGUCUUAUACAUUGAAAGACCGAAAAUCAAAGGUGCCUUUUGUAGAAGUAGAAAAAAUGGGCAUCGAUCAGCGAACCAACGUUAUUUCUGUGAAACUGUCAAAUGAAACUACGCAGCAGCCGAAAAGGAAGACGGUAUGGGGAAGUAACAAAGAUUUGUUGAAGUUAAAAAAGAAGUUGUUGGGGGAUAUGAAGUUCACAAAAAAAGGUCCGAAAAAACGAGGUCGAAAGAAGAAACUGGAUGCGGAGAAUGUGGAGCCGAAGGGGAUGAAGGGCAGUGCGAACAAAUCUAUGCCUCUACACAGCCAGAGGGAGACUUCAUCCCUGCCUGCCGCAGCUUUAGAAGAGGAAGUACACGAUGUCCCCAUGUCUGUCCUAGAGGAGAGGGGAGCAAAUGGGGGUGGUGAUGUAGAGGGUCAUAAUCUAGGACAUCUGGAGUUUGAGAUCACCAGUGAUGAUGGCUACAGCUGGCGAGCUGACACACUUAAUGGAGCAUGGAAGCAGGUGACGGAAAAAGUUCAGGAUGCCCGCACAGCCAGUAGACAGAAACACCUGUCUUAUGCAGGACUGUCUGGGGUCCAUAUGUUUGGCCUAGGUCAUCCACAAGUCAUUAAUCUGGUAGAACAACUGUACGGGGCCAGCUACUGUCGCAGAUACCAUUUCAAAUACCAUAAACAUGAGCUGGCAGAGAGGGAAAUUGAACUACUCAAUCCAACUGGCAGUAUACGCACUGAGCCAUUCACGGGACGAAACCCAACAGACAUGUUCAGCUUCCUUAUGUCUCGAUAUCGUCAGCUGCCGAUGCCAACGAGUGCCGACUUGGACGUUGAAAUGGCCCUGAAAUCGUCCCGGCGAGCAACAAGCAUGGAUUUGCCAAUGGCAAUGAGGUUUAGAAAACUGAAGGAAUUUUCUAAGGAAUGCGUUGGGGUGUACAGGUCAACAAUCCAUGGGCGAGGUUUGUUCUGCAAACGAAACAUAGAUGAUGGGGAGAUGAUUAUCGAGUACUCAGGGGAGAUAAUUAGAAACGCACUCACCGAUUUACGCGAGAAAUAUUAUGAAAGCAAGGGUAUUGGAUGUUACAUGUUCCGGAUAGACGACCAUGAUGUUGUGGACGCUACCAUGAGGGGAAGUGCUGCAAGAUUCAUUAACCACUCGUGUGAUCCAAACUGUUACUCGAAGGUGAUCAACGUGGACAACAGAAAACACAUAGUCAUCUUUGCCAUGCGGAAGAUAUUUCGAGGUGAAGAGCUGACGUACGACUAUAAGUUCCCAAUAGAAGAGGUGAAGAUUCCUUGUACAUGUGGGUCCAAGAGAUGUCGGAAAUACCUUAACUGAGUCAGAGUGUACAAUUCGGGUCUUCGUGAUGGAUGUCGGAAAUACCUUAACUGAACCAAAGUGUACAAUUCAGGUCUUCGUGAUGGAUGUCGGAAAUGCCUUAACUGAGCAAGAGUGUACAUUCAUGUCUUCAUGAUGGAUGAUUAAAUUAUCGUAACUGAGUCGAAGUAUUCAUUCAGGUAUUAGCAAUGAAUGGAGGAAUUGUCUUAGCUGAGCUGCAGUUUGCUGUUUGAUGAAUCUUCACAGUGUAAUUACCUACUUCCAGUUUGAAGCAAUGUUUGAUUUAUCUUGACUGAGCCACAAUACAGUAUAUAUGCAGGUUAAAGCAGUCGGAACUAUCUUAACUGUGCUGGAAUAUUGAUGCUGCUUCAAGUGUCAUGGGAUUUGUCUGAAUAAAGCCUCUGUUUUCUAUAUGGGUUCAUUAGCAGAAACCAAUAUAUGAUGAUAAAAAAAGUAUAAUAAGUAUCAAUUAUCAGGUAAAAUUUCAUUCAUGAUGAUUAAAGAUGUUAAAAUUGAAAUUUACAGUGGACUGUCUUGUUAGGAAAGCCAAACUAUAGCUUGAAUUAUUGCUCACAAAUAAUACCAAGGGAUGUGAAAACCAGAAAGAAGUUGACCCUAAGUUAUGUAUGAUUAUUCAUGAUAAAGCUAUAACAUGUGUGUACGGUAGUUUUUUGCUGUUUUUUUUCCCCAGAAAAUGGGGGCGGAAAGGGUGCCCUGCCCAUUCACAAACCAAAAAAAUAUUCAAUUUUUUUUUUUUUAAUUUUAACAUGUCAAAAAGUACAGAUAUGUGAAAAUGCAUUCUUAAUCUCUUAAAAUUAUGUAUGUUAAAGUGCCUUAGCUUUGUUUCCUUGUUUGAAAUAUAUUUUCAUAAAUUCACAAUUUUUAGCUGUUGUCAGUAUUUUCACAAUCCAAGGGCCCUGAGCCCUUUCACAAAAAGGUGACGAAAAAAAAACUAUGAUCUGUAUAAAACCAUGCAUAUUGAUGAUUUGUCUUACACUGUGCAGUUUGUAAAAUAUAACCAUACUGCUUUUCAUGAUAUUUUUCAUGGCUUGAUUUAACUUGUUAACGCUAAACCGGUUGAAAAAUAUAAAUAUACUGCUUUUCAGGAUGUUUUUCAUUGCUUGAAUUAACGAAAGAAUGCAUAUAUUCAUGUUUCAUGUUAUUGACUCGUUGAAAAGAAUAUUAAAAUGUUUGUUACAUAUUAAGAAGAUGUAUAUAGUCAUAGAUGUUUUAUUGUUGAGGUGAAUCGAUACAUUUCAGAUUGUAAAUAUUGUUACUGCUAUUUAUUUUGUUCAAAGGAAUACAUGUGUAUAUACAACGAGAAAUGUUUAUGGGUGUAAAUAGUUUUAUCAAAUUAUUGACACUUUAUGGCCAUUUAUGCCUUCUUUUCAAAGAGUGAUUAAAUGUAAAAUAUUUGGGAAAGUUUUGACAUACAUUAAAUAAAAGAAGAGCAUUUUUUUUACUAGUUUUCUUAAGCAGAAGGAUUCGAACUGGGUACCUCUGCAUCUGUUGUCAGCAACAUUAUCGCCACUUUGGACAAUUUUGUAUACCUAGUUUUGUUUUAUAAACAAACCUUAAGUGUGAUGGAAACUGUCAACAGUGGAUUGUUUUAGAUGAAUUAGACAUAUUUUAGAAACAAAUUUAGUAUCUGGUACAUGUUAACUUGGGCUUACAAUAUUUGGUAGAAAAUAUGUGCACUACUUUGAUAUAAUGUGUUGCUGUGACAGAAGUUGUUAAUUGUCUUUCACUUGUUAUUUUAGUCCAGAGGAUUGCGUGUUUAAAGCCUAUUUCUUUUCAAGAUGAAAUUAUGUUGGAAAUGAUCCUCUUCCAUGCCUUGUUCUGACUUAUUCCCAAGGUAAAAUUCUGUAAAAUCAUGCGGAAUUUUCAAUUUCGAGAUAUACUCCUUGAAAUUUUAUUACUUCCAAUUAAAAGAUUUUAGUGGAAUUUGUCCAAAUAAAUGAGCAACAACUUUUCAAAAGGCAUAGAAAAGGCUUGUAUAAUAUGGCUCUGUCAAUCAUUGUCAAAUUGAUAACGCUGCCAAUUUUAUGAUUAAAGAACUGUGUCCGUCUCUCAUUUCGUGUACUGUACUUUUGAUAGUUACGAAAUAUAUACAUUUUUACAUACCCAUAUGCUUGAGAUUUAGUGUCUGUUAGUCAUACAGCCACCAGACCUUUGUGUUCAUUGUUUUAUUUUGUCUUUGUUAAAAUGGUUGUUUUGUCUCAAAAGCAGAGCAGGGCCCUCAAUCUAAUUCUUUGGGGGAGGGGUCAAAUCAAUCUGCUUUUAAGGGGGCCUACUAUGGGCUACAGUACUGACCUUCAAAAAUGCCUUUUUUCCUCAUGAGAGUUACAUAAUCGUUUAUUUGUCCUAAAAUAUGCUUUCCAUAAAAUGUUUUUCUCAAAAUUAAUUAUAUAAAGUCAUAUAUAAUUAAACGGUUAAACCUACAUGUAUCUAUUAAUGAAAAGAAGCAUUAAUAGAUACAUGUAGGUUUAAAUAGUGUGAAAUUGUUUUGAAAAAAGGUAAUUAUAAACUAUCAGGAUGAUUUUAUUCGAAAAUUAAUUAUAUAGAAUCCCCACCCACUGAUAUGUUUGAAAUUCACCUGUUAAAAGGCUGUGGGUCCCUUUCCCUUAAAGUAGAUUUAUGGCCCUGUCAAGUAAUGUACAUGUAGAUAUCAUUCGUCCAAGUGAUUUAAGUUCCAAAAUUUAGUGUUUACAUUAUGUCUUGCAUUUGUUGAUAUUUCUUUGUCUUUAAUAUAAUUGUCAUAAUUUAUAUUACAGAUUUUGCAUUUUGCAGAGUUUUUGAAGACUUUCUAAGAUUUUAUUCAUAAUCAACAUUCAUUUUCAUAUGUUAAAAACUGCAUAAACCUAAUUGUAAAUAUUGCUUGUAAAUAUUAACUUAACAGAAUUUGCCCAGAAAUAUAUUGGAUUCUUUAUGUAACAUUCGUGCAUAAACGAUAUUAUUUUAUGUAUUACUUCAGAUCUUGAGUGACGCAGAUUAGAUUAAAAUAUAGAAAUCUG
Molecule: messenger RNA, 17404 nt
Organism: Mya arenaria
Lineage: Eukaryota; Metazoa; Mollusca; Bivalvia; Myida; Myidae
Exons: 35
Coding region: 216-14390 (4724 amino acids)
Biological process (GO): positive regulation of DNA-templated transcription
Cellular component (GO): nucleus; histone methyltransferase complex
Molecular function (GO): DNA-binding transcription factor activity; histone H3K4 methyltransferase activity; protein binding
Source: RefSeq, a predicted model, not a curated record